AUGGCAGAAGAGUUGGCAAAGUCUCUAGGAGCAAUUGCAUCGAUUUUGGAGAAUCUACAGAGGAAGGUGGAUGACAAUGGAACGCAAUCUUCAGCUCUUGUUAUAAAAAAAACUCCUAUUUCUUUGGCCUUGCCCAGUUUUGAUCCGGACAGCACCGACAGCCACAAUGAGUACCAUGCGAUGUUACAGUGGCAGUGGGUUGGAACGAUAGGACAUUACGAUUAUAGGAUACCAACAAAUAGUAAAACUGAGAAGAACUUAAAAAAAUCAAAAGAGCGACUUACAUCCAAGCUUCGGUGCAGUCAUCUCAGGCAUAGGAACGCCGAUGGGUAUCUGCAAAGGCGUAAUAUCAAAAGCUGUCAUGUCAUCUUCGCCACCUCCUUCGUCAUCAUAGUUGAUGAUGUUCUCUCUGACGUCAUCAUCCGGUCCAGGGUACUUGAUGUGAGCCUCUCGCCUGCGGUUGUACACCACAAAGACCAGAACCAGGACUAUAAAAUUGAUUAUACCCGUCAGAUAAAAAUCUGACUUGUAACUGACUCUUAAGUUCCGAACUCCUGUGAAUGUGUCCAGCCUCGCUUUACUUUAGGCAACGAUACAUAUUCUGACCGAACGUUGAUAAGGAAAAAAGACUACCAACAUACUUGUAGGUGCAUCUAGGUUAUUU
Molecule: messenger RNA, 664 nt
Organism: Acanthoscelides obtectus
Lineage: Eukaryota; Metazoa; Arthropoda; Insecta; Coleoptera; Chrysomelidae
Source: the annotation of a GenBank genome assembly